AUGGAUCUGGGGCAGAUGCCUGAGGCGCGGCGUGAGCUCGAAGCCGCGCUGCAGGUCCUGAGGCGGCAAUAUGGGGACGAUGACCAGGAGGUCGCCAGGACCAGGAGAAGCCUUGGGAGCGUCUUGUUCGACCUUGAGGAGCUGCCGGCGGCGCGAGAGCAGCUCGAAGCAGCACUCAAGCACUUGAGGCAGCAUUUCGGCGAGGACCAUCCAGAGGUCUCCAGAGCGAGGGCGAACCUAGGCAGCGUCCUACUGGGUUUGGGGCAGCUGCCAGAGGCGCGGCAGGAGCUCGAGGCAGCGCUGGAGGUCGACAGUCCGGCCAGCGACGGCCAGGACACCGCAAGGAUACGGCACACCCUCGGCCAAGUUCUGACGGACCUAGGACAGCUGCCCGAGGCGCGGCUGGAGCUCGAGGCGGCGUUGGGGGUCCGGAGGCAGCGCCUUGGGGAUGGCCACGUUGACGUCGCCUGGACCAGGGGGCGGCUCGGCAUCGUCUUACUCCGCCUCGGUGAGCUGCCAGAGGCGCGGCGGGAGAUCGACGCGGCGCUGAGGGUCAUGAGGGAGCACCUCGGCGAGGGCCACCCUGAGAUUGCCGCGCUCAGGAGCGGCCUCGGUGCCGUCCUCGCGGAGUGCGGGCAGCUGCAGGAGGCGCGGCGGGAGCUCGAGGCGGCCAUGCAGAUCCUGCGGCCGCACUUCGGGGACGACCACCUGGAGGUUGCCAGGGUCAGGAAGCUUCUUGGCACCGUCCUGAUGGACCUCGGGAGGCUGUCCGAGGCACGCCCAGAGAUCGAGGCAGCGCUGGAGGAGAGCGGGCAGCGCCUCGGCGAGGACCAUCCAGAGGUCGCCACGCUCAGGGGCAAGCUCGGCGCCAUCCUGAUGGAGCGCGGGCAGCUGCUGGAGGCGCGACGGGAGCUCGAGGCAGCCGCGAGGGUUCUUCAGCCGCGCCUCGGUGGCGACCACCCCGAGGUCGCUCGGAUACGGCGCGCUCUUGGUCGUGUGUUGGUUGACUUGAAGCAGCUUCCUGAAGCGCGGCGGGAGUUGGAGGCGGCUCUGCAGGCCAUGAGGCAGCACUUCGGGGACGAGCACCAGGAGGUCGCCAGAACCAGAAUUGACUUCGGCGCGGUCUUGUACGACCUUGGAUGGGUGCAGGAGGCUCGGCAGGAACUCGAGGCUGCACUGAAGGUUUCACGGCGGCGGUUCGGGGAAUACCACCCAGAUGUUGCCAGGUCGAGGAUCAUCCUCAGCAGCGUUCUGAAGGACCUGAAGGAGGUCCCCCAGGCACGACAUGAGCUCGAAGCAGCACUGCAGGUCGAAACGAAGCGUCUCGGAGACGACAACCUGAAAGUCGGCAGGAUGAGGCACAGCCUCGGGAUCAUCUUGCACGAUCUUGGCCUACUGCCGGAGGCAAGGCAGCAGUUCGAGGCGGCGCGGAGGAUCCAGGGGCAGCACCUCGGGGACGGUCACGUGGACGUCGCCGCGACGCGCGGGUGGUUGGGCGCCGUCCUGCUCGCCCUCGGGGAGCUGGCCGCAGCGGGGCUGGAGAUCGAGGCGGCGCUUCCCGUCCAGAGCCGCGAGCUCGGCGAGGACUCUCUAGAGGUGGCCACGCUACGGGGCAAUUUGGGAACCGUCUUCUUGAAGUUGGGGCGGCUGGAGGAGGCGCGGCGGGAAGUUCAGGCGGCCGUCGACUCGUUUGGGCGGCGCGCCGGGGACGACGACCUCGACGUCGCCAACCUCAGGAGAACAAUUUGGGCACCGUCCUGUUCGACCUUCGGGAGAUGCCACAGGCACGAGAGGAGAUAG
Molecule: messenger RNA, 1800 nt
Organism: Prorocentrum cordatum
Lineage: Eukaryota; Dinophyceae; Prorocentrales; Prorocentraceae
Source: the annotation of a GenBank genome assembly